This is a messenger RNA of Salpingoeca rosetta, 5894 nucleotides long. RefSeq names its product BTAF1 protein. NCBI's taxonomy places the organism in Eukaryota, Choanoflagellata, Craspedida, Salpingoecidae. Bases 126 to 5717 code for a protein of 1863 amino acids. Gene Ontology annotation, molecular function: ATP-dependent chromatin remodeler activity; ATP hydrolysis activity; TBP-class protein binding. The record is from RefSeq and is a predicted model, not a curated record. The transcript has 32 exons.
GGCAAACAAGCACACUUGCUGUGCUUGUGGACGACGACCCUUCUGCUCAACAACACGUUCGUCAUACUCAUCGUGGUGGCAAAGCGUAGCUAUAAGGGCGCUCGACACACGACCCGACGUGUAAAAUGGGGAAGACACGGUUGGACCGGCUGCUCGUGCUGCUGGACACGGGCAGCACGCGUGCGCAUCGCGAGAUGGCGGCCAAGGAGAUUGGCGCGCUGGUGCGCCUGCACCCGCACGACUUGCAGCAGCUCAUGUGCAGGGUGCACAACUUCCUGCGCUCCAAGUCGUUUGAGACCCGCGUCGCUGCGGGCAUGGCGUUUAGGUCCAUCGCCGACAACGUCAACCAGUGGGAACCAAAGCUGGCGGACAAAGACGAUGCCGGUGCUGAGGAACAGGCACACGUACUGGAAGGCUUUGAGCGCAUGCUGUCGUUUGAGACCUUUGACCUCGAGUUUAUCCUGGAGCACGGCCCCCGGCUGCUUGGCAGCUCGGGUCUGGAGUACCUUGAGGAUGACGAGCUCAAGCACCUCAGCCCGCGCCAGCGACUCAUCCGACAGCGCGAGAACCUGACAAAGCAGCUGCGGCAGUCCAUGGGCGGCAGCGGUGACGACGUCGGCGGCGGUGGUGGCGGCGUUAAGGUCGAGGACCUCGUCAGCGAGGAGGAUCUGAUGGCGCAACCGACGAAGCGGGCAAAGGUGGAGCCAAAGGAUGCGGCGGCGUCACAGCGCGUGGCAGACUCCCUUCGCGGGCUCAGCGCCCGGCAAAUCAACGCCAUGAAGCGGAAGAAGAAGCAGCAGAAGAAGGCGCCCAAGCAAUCGGUGUACACGGGCAGGGACGCGUCAGCAUCAUCGGCUUCGUCCUCGUCCAAGAGCAGCAAGGCCAUGCUCACGGAGCAGGCAGACAAGGACAAGGUGGUCGUUGAGACCAAGAUUGACGCUGACGCUGUGUUUGCAAACGCGGACGAAUGGCCCUUCCAGGCCAGAUGCGAGGAGAUGUGCAACGACCUGUUUGAUCCUGACUGGGGCAUCCGCCACGGCGCCGCUGUUGGCCUGCGCGAGCUCAUCAGCAGACACGGCGCAACCGCCGGCAUCAUCCAGCACUCGGACACUGCGGCGACGCAAUCGCGGCACAAUUCGCGCUGGCUGGAGGACAUGGCCAUCCGCCUCAUCUGCGUCCUCGCUCUCGACAGAUUCGGAGACUUCAGCUCAACACAGGCUGUCGCGCCGGUGCGGGAGAUGGCAGCGCAGGCGCUGGGCGCUGUUGUUAAACACAUGAGCGCGGCCUCUGUGCGGCGUGUGCUGAUGCUGCUGUUGCGGCUGGAGCAGCAGCAUGACUGGGAGGUGCGACACGGCGGCCUCCUGGGCGUAAAGUACUUUGCUGCGGUGCGGGAUGAUCUGGUCGUGUCGCUGCUGCCAGACCUUCUCCCCGUCAUGCUCCAAGGGCUGCAGGAGCGAGAUGUGGACGAUGUCCGCGCAGCCGCCGCCGACACCAUGAUUCCCAUGGCAGACCACGUGGUCGCACAUGCCCCCGACACGAUCAAGACGAUUGUGACGCUGCUGUGGGACGCGCUGCCUGAGCUGGACGAUUUGUCCGCUUCGGCCGGUAGCAUCUUGAAACUCCUCGCCCGCCUCCUCAACCACCUCACAGCGCAGAACCCAGAAUCCAUCUCGCACACGCACACGGGCGGUGUCGCCCUUGAGGACCUCAUGAAUCGCCUGUGGGCGUUUUUCCGCCACCCGCGCACCGCCAUCCGCACCACCGUCCUCCACGCGACGCGUGAGAUUGUUGAAGCGGCGGCGCGGGCGAGUGUGCAGUCGUUUUUUGAGGUUGUUCUUCCACAUGCCCUCGUCCAUACGUUUCAGAAUCUGCUGCUUGAGGAUGACGGUGACGUGCUUGAAGCGUCCAAGGGCGUGUGGAUGGCCUGCCUCACACACGCAACACCAGCGCAGGUGGCAAAGGCGCUGCCCAACACGCAGCUGCUGAACUUCUUCCGCCUGCUCAUGACCGCCCAGAACACCCCCAUCACCAAGGCGUACCUCGUGCGCGCAGGCCAUGGCGGCGGUGGCGGCGGCGGCGGCGUGAUUGUGACGUCUGCGGAUGGAUCGUCGGUUGUGUCGGACGGCGGGCCCGAGAACAUCUACCUCGCAGGCGACCAGCCCUUGUCCCACGACGAGUACGUGUUGAUGCGUGCGCGGUACAGUGCUGCUGCUGCUCUUGGUCAGCUCACAGCCAAGUGGACGUGCACGGGCGAGAUGCCAAAGACCCUCGCAAACCUCACGUUCCAGAUGCUGCAGGCUGAUGCGCGCAAGAAAGGCACUGCGCCAUCCUCUGUUCGCCGCUUACUCGGGGGCGUCAUCGUCACGUCCUGGGCCACGCACGCCCGCACCACAUUUGCCGACUCAGACAAGACGGCCAUCCCAGACGCCAUUCCAGACACCAUGCUCACGGUGUUGAAGGAGGACAGCCUGUACUUAGAAAUGACAAAACUCAUUUCGCGGGUGCAGCGCGCAUGCCUUGAGCUCAUUGACCUCUACUCCAGAUGCGGUGUUCCGUUCGAAGAGGUGUCCAAGAUUGACACGGCGACUGAGUUCAGUUUUGAUCGGGCGAUGGCGUUCCAAGAGCAGACGCUUCCCGUCUGGCGAACACUCCUGCCGACGCCCGAUGCCGGGAUUGACCAGCGGCGUGCGCGAGAGGCGGAGCUGUCGGAGCUCCUCAGCGCCAUCACGGCAGAGUUCACCAUCUCCACUAUGCGGGUGCGGUCGAGUUUGGCGGCGGGCGUGAUAGCGACGGGCCGGCUGCCGGACAAAAUCACCGCUCUAGUCAAGCCGCUCCUUGAAUCGCUCUCAAAGGAGGAGCUGCCGUUUCUGCAGCAGCAGUCUGCAGCGGCACUGGCGCGCCUGAUUCGCCUCUCCAUCCACAACUCCCCGGCCGCGUGCAGCAAAAUCUGUGGCAGAGUCAUCAAAUGGCUGUUCGCAGACAGGACGUACUGUCCAACAGCGGCGCACGACAGCCGCGUUGUUGCUGCAGAGGGCGUGCUCACCCUCAUGCACAUGGAGGACGAGGAGCAAAGGGUGCAGGCUGCGCUCGCCAGGAAGAAGAAAUCACGGCGGGCUGAGGUGGAGGAUGUGGACGAGAUUGCCGCUGCAGCAAUUGGUGCCGACGACGACAGCGAUGACAGCAGCGCACAGGAGCAACAGCGCGCCACCAUCCAGCGCAUGGGCGCUGAGCUUGCUCUGUCUGCGACAAUCUACGCGUUUGGUGCAGACACGCUUGUCCAGCUUCCCUUCUUGCUGGAGUCGCCACGUGCAACACUUGCAUCUGUGCUUGCACCGCGUCGCGCGCCAGAGGGGACGGCGGCGCCGGUGCCGGAGGAUUUGUCCGCGCCUUCAACAGAGGAGGCAACGGCCGUCACAGAGGCGCUCGUCACACUGCAAGCCAUCCUACCCAGACUCCCGGAGACGUUGAAGGAGGAGGUGCUGUCCUUCCUGCCGGACAUUUUAACCGCUACCCGAUACCCGAGCGUUGGUGUCCGCUUUGCUGCCGCACACACGCUUGCGGCCAUGGCUGCUGUGGAGCACCUGCGUGUGCGCGUGCUUGUAGCUGUAAUUGACACGGUGCUGCCGUUCCUCGGCGACACCAAGCACGUUCUUCGCCGCCAGGGCGCUGCGGAGGUCUGCCACGUCCUCACGCACACGCUCGAUCUCGACAUCAUCCCGUUCCUCAUCAUCCUCGUCAUCCCCAUCAUGGGCCGCAUGUCCGAUUUUGACGCGUCUGUCCGCAAACUGGUUGCCAACACGUUUGGGACGCUUGUGCGGCUGAUGCCGCUCGAGUCCGGCCGCCCCGACCCUGCGGACAUGCCCGCGGCGCUGGUGGCGAUGAAGGCGAAGCAGCGGUCGUUCCUGGAACAGCUGAUGGACAUCUCCAAGCUCGAGCGAUACGCGCUGCCCGUCAGGAUCCGCGCCACCCUGCGCAGCUACCAGCAGACGGGUCUCGACUGGAUGAUGUUCCUCAACAAGUACCAGCUGCACGGGAUCCUGUGUGACGACAUGGGCCUGGGCAAGACGCUGCAGUCUAUCUGUGUCAUGGCUGCAGACCACCACGAGCGCGCAGAGAAAUUUGCACAGACAAAGCAGGCGGACUGCCAGCACCUGCCCUCGCUUGUGGUGUGCCCGUCCAUCCUCACCACCCACUGGCGCACGGAGAUCCACAAGUUCUGCGACUCGCUGCGUCCAAUUGUGUACGCGGGGCCGCGGGCAUCACGCACGCGCAUGCGGGACACGCUGGCCGACCAUGACGUCGUCAUCAUGUCGUACGAGAUGUUGCGCAAUGACAUUGAGUUUCUGCAGACGCUGCACGUCAACUACUGCAUCCUGGACGAGGGCCACAUCAUCCGCAACGCCAAGUCGAAGAUUGCGCAGGCGGCCAAGGCGAUUCAGUCCAACCACCGGCUCAUCCUCAGCGGCACGCCCAUCCAGAACAACGCGCUCGAGCUGUGGUCGCUGUUUGACUUUCUCAUGCCCGGGUUCCUGGGCACGGCGCAGCAGUUCAAGGCACAGUACUCCAAGCCCAUCCUGGCUGCCCGCGAUGCCAAGGCUUCCAAGUCUGACCAGGAGCGGGGCGCGCUGGCGCUGGAGGCCCUGCAUCGGCAGGUGCUGCCGUUCUUGCUGCGCCGCGUGAAGGAGGACGUGCUGGACGACCUGCCACCCAAGAUCAUCCAGGACUACCUGUGCGACCUGAGCGGCGUGCAGCGGCGCAUGUACGAGUCGUUUGGGCAGACGUCGCAGGCGCAGGCGGCAAAGGAUGUGGUGCGCGCCGGCCACGACAGCGGCGACCGCAAGGGCGGGAAGCACAUCUUCCAGGCCCUCAACUUCCUCAAGCGCGUGUGCAGCCACCCGCUCAUGGUCAAGGCAGACGACGUGGACGCAAAGGUGCGGGCGCACAUUGCGCAGCACGGCAUCAACCUGCAUGACGUGCACCACGCCACCAAGCUGGCAGCGCUGCACCAGCUGCUGAGCGACUGUUCCAUUGGCGUGAGUGCCGAUGCGACGGCUGCGGCGGCCAGCAGCCACCGCGCGCUCAUCUUUGCCACGCACAAGCAGCUGCUGUCGCUGGUGGCGCGAGACCUGUUUGACCGGCACAUGCCAGCACUGACGUACCGACGGCUGGACGGCGACACGCCCACGCACAUGCGGGCGGAGGUGGUGGCGGAGUUCAACGACGACCCGACGGUGGACGUGCUGCUGCUGACGACCUCGGUGGGCGGGCUGGGCCUCAAUCUCACGGGCGCCGACACGGUGAUCUUCCUGGAGCACGACUGGAACCCAAUGAAGGACCUGCAGGCCAUGGACCGCGCACACCGCAUUGGGCAGGGGCGCACGGUGAACGUGUACCGGCUCAUCACGCGCAACACGCUGGAGGAGAAGAUCAUGAACCUGCAGCGGUUCAAGCUGAACAUGGCCAACACCAUUGUCAGCAAGGACAACAGCUCGCUCGCGUCCAUGGGCACAGACCAGGUGCUGGACCUCUUCACGCUCUCGGAGAAACCGCAGGAGGGCGAGGGCGGCGCGGAAGGCGAGGACGGCACUGCUGCUGCCAGUGGUGGUGGAUCGUCGUCGUCUGGGCUGCGCGCCAUCUUGGAAGAGGCGGAGAAGCUGGACGAGGACGUGGAUUACAGCGACUACAACGUGGACGCAUUUAUGAAGAAGAUGCACUGAUGGUGCGUGUGUGUGUGUGUGUGUGUGUGUUUCGGAGGGGGGGGGGGCUAUGGUACUGGAUGUGGGUUGGCUGAGUGCUCUUGUGUUGGUUGGAUUGGCUGAACGAGUGUUUCCAUUUGUUUGUUGCCCUUGUAGCGAAGCCUCAGAUCACGUACAGAAGUAAAACGUGCAACAGUG